Sphaeramia orbicularis (orbiculate cardinalfish) is the source of this 2742-nucleotide messenger RNA. RefSeq names its product RIC8 guanine nucleotide exchange factor B (gene ric8b). Gene Ontology annotation, molecular function: guanyl-nucleotide exchange factor activity; G-protein alpha-subunit binding. Gene Ontology annotation, cellular component: plasma membrane; cytoplasm. Gene Ontology annotation, biological process: G protein-coupled receptor signaling pathway. NCBI's taxonomy places the organism in Eukaryota, Metazoa, Chordata, Actinopteri, Kurtiformes, Apogonidae. The record is from RefSeq and is a predicted model, not a curated record.
UAGCAGUGUUGAACAGGACAGCCCCGCUGGAGCCGUCAGGGGAGUUUCCGUGUUGUCAGCGCAGACCUGACCGAUACACACACUCAGUUAGCCUGUCAGCUAGCUAGCCUAGCUGCUCCACUCCCACUGGUAACUGACGGGCUAGACCAAGCUAACUGUCCAUCUUACUCCCACAUUCACAAUGGAUUUAAACCAAAUCUUGGCACAGCUUGAAACCGCCAAUGAUGAGGAAAUCAAGAGUCUUCUGCAGCAGUAUAACCGAGAGAACAGCCACACCUUCUCUUUUGAAAAGGAAGAAAGCCUGCGCGGUAAGCUGUGUCAGAGUGUGUUGACAGUACUUGGCAGGCAGGUGCAGCCUAGCUGUCAGAAGACAUGUCUGGAGACCCUCCGCAUCCUGUCUAGAGACAAGUCUGUCCUUGCACCUGUAGCCACCAGGAAGGGUAUGCUGAUCCGAGGGAUGGCCAAGCUGAGCACAGGAGUGGAGGAAGGUGGUGAAAACCCAAAAAGCCUUGGAGAGGACACACAGUCAGAGGAGGAAGAGAGGGUGGUAGUCGAGGCCUUAAAGUGUCUAUGCAAUGUGGUGUACAACAGUCCUGCUGCUCAACAGGUCAGUGUAGAUGUGCAGCUGGCGAAUGGCCUGUGUGCCAGCCUGCGCAAUGCCCGCGAAUGGCACCAUGAGGUGGGCCUGUUUACGCUGCGUCUACUCUUCCUGCUGUCUGCCCUGAUACCGGAUUUGCGAGGGAGCUUAAGAAGAGAGUGGCGAGCUGUGAGACUGUUGAGAGAGGUGCUGGAGCACACCCUGGAUGUGCGCUGGGUUGGUCCAUAUGAAGCAGCCCGUCCAGAUCCACAGGCCCUGCCCAUGCCUGCAGAGGACAAUGAGAGAGCAAUGGAAGUGCUCAAAGCUUUGUUUAAUCUCACACUUUCUGAUCCUGGUGGUGAGGAGGAUGACCACCAGUUCCGCCUCAUUGCUGCCCUCCUUCGUCAUCUGUUGAUGUUGAAGACUGAGACAGAGGAGAAACAGAGGAAGCACACAGCCAUGCUGUCCAACCUGCUGAAUAUAACAUGCCUGUUUCCCUGCCUGGAUGUGUUAAUCGAUGUGCCUGUUCAGGGGAGACAAGAGAAGUAUGGUGGGAAGAACAUGGAAGCAGUAGAAGUGUUACUAGACUUCAUGGAGAAACGGAUUGACAAGCAGGGCUCCAACUACAAAGAAGGGCUCACUCCAGUGCUCAGCCUUUUGAGAGGAUCCAGACAUCACCGGGAGAUCCGCAGAUAUAUAAAAGCUCAGGUACUUCCCCCACUGAAAGAUGUGAAGAUCAGGCCGGAGGUCGGCACCACUAUCAGAAACAAACUGGUUCGCCUUAUGACACAUGUUGACAUGGGUGUGAAGCAGACAGCAGCUGAGUUUCUCUUUGUUCUCUGCAAAGAAAGUGUGAACAACCUGUUGAAGUACACAGGGUAUGGGAACGGCAGCGACCUUCUGGUGGCUCGAGGACUCCUAGCAGGAGGCAGAGGAGAAACUCAGUACUCUCAAGAUGAAGAUUCAGACACAGAGGAAUACAAAUCUGUCAAAACAGUUUUCAUCAACCCCAUCACUGGUCAUGUGGAAGAGCCGAUGCCAAACCCAAUCAAUGAAAUGACAGAUGAGCAGAAGGAGUAUGAAGCGCAGAAACGUAAUAUGAUUGACAAGUUGGCAAGGCAGAACGUGAUCCGGCCAAUGGGGGUCCGGCCUGAUGGGACGUUAGCACCUCUUGAAGAAACUCUGUGCGAUCCAACUGAGGAUAACUCAGAAUCAGACUCUGACUAGUACACUGCACAUGUAGGCCACAUUUUCAAGGCGACACCAUCUGGGCCCCAACUCAUCAGAAGCAGAGUCCCAUUUCCAGGGCUUGAUCCUUAAAGGGUAGUGGUCUAAGGACCUGAAGGUACCACCUUACUAUAGCACAGAAACUUGUUGAAUAUUCUUAAAAGCUGAUUCGGACUCUUCUUUUUAACUUGUAUUGUCAAUACUUUGCAGGUGAUCACAGAGUAGUAAAUUAGUUUUGCUGAUCCAAGUGUAAAUAUCUGUAGUAAACUCCUAAAAAGUGAGUCGUUACUGCCGAUACUGGAUCAGGUUAAUUGUAAACAUAUUCAUUUAAUCUAUUACAGGAAACUGAGGCCUGCACACAAUAUACAUGAGGAAAGUAGAAGGUCCUGGUUCAGAUCAGAUGUUAAACUCCAUCAGUCUAGGUCCUGUUGUGACGUUUUCAGUCUUUAAAUGCAGUUACUGAGGAUCCAGCCCCUGAACUGGGACACAGCUGAAGAUUUUUAGAGGAAACCGACAGGGCCCCGCCAUGCCCGUGAGCCAUUUUUUAAAGUGGACUCGAUGCAUGGCAUAACAGGAAGACGGCAGUGGCACCGAAACGCACCAGAGGCCUCCUGGCUGCUGCAGAGUCAUGCACCUUUAUCAUUCAUUUCUACCAUUCCCCUUCUGCUGAGAACAUAGAGGUAACUGAAUUCGUACCAGAUCAUGUUUCUGAAAGCACUGGCAUCAUGGUUUGUUAAGUAGUUUUGUUUUAUCAUUCCUUCACGUGUUUGUUUUUCUGAAUUUCUUUGUUACACAAUGGUCUUGGUAGCUCUUCUUAUGCUAAGUGCACAUUACAAACAGGUUAAGGAAAAAUCAUAGAAAAUUUUUUAUUAAAUUUAUUUCUUAUUUCAAAUCACAGCGCGUGUCCGGCAUUAGUCAGGAUUCUGUAACUGUUAAAA